This is a messenger RNA of Strongylocentrotus purpuratus (purple sea urchin), 1290 nucleotides long. RefSeq lists its product as uncharacterized. Lineage: Eukaryota; Metazoa; Echinodermata; Echinoidea; Camarodonta; Strongylocentrotidae. The record is from RefSeq and is a predicted model, not a curated record. The coding region runs from base 1 to 1290 and encodes 429 amino acids. The transcript has 8 exons.
AUGCUUUGGGAGAAGAACGUGCAGCAGCAGCAGCGCAAAUCAUUGGUUGCUAUGAACUUCAUCCAGACAUUUUGCAUAUUCACAAGCCUGGCCGCUGGUGUGUUAGGAAGCCCAAGAUGCGAUGAUCUCUCCUGGAAAAGCUGCCCUGACGAUUUGCUCCCAGUUGUUCUGCUUCUUCAAGAGCAUAAAGCUUACUGCAAAUACACAGAUUGUUCUAGCAAUCCGUGCCCGUCUGAUGAGGAUUGUGUUGAGACCAUCAAUGGAUUCCAUUGCCUUGCUCGAGCUAACCCUACAACCACGGACAUCGUUCCUCGGAUCGUUCCAACAACUACGAUGACGACGACGACUACGACUAUGAAAGACACAACAACCGCUCUGACAACAAAAGAUAAGCAGGACUCUGACGUCAACCAAUUCCCCAACCUGCCUCUUCCGCCCGUCUUCCUGGUUACAGACAACAUCACGAACAUUCAUGUCCUCAGCCUCUCCUCCCCUCAAUCAUCUGAGGAUCUGAACACGGACUCCGUAGGCCCGAGGGGCGUAGCGUACGAUCCAAUAGAGGGCAAGAUCUUCUACGGUUCGUCUGAGGGUGUGGAAGUGGGCACCAUAGACCCGAGUGGCGUAGCGUACGAUCCAAAAGAGGGCAAGAUCUUGUGGAGGACCUUGAACGGGUCACAGACGGGGACGGUGCCCAACUUAUCAGAAUGUUUUAAUGUUACUUCUCUUGCCAUCGAUGAGGAAGUGAGACGUUUAUUCGUGACGUGCAGGAGGACGUCUUACAUCGCUAGUGUGAACUUGAACGGUAGCCAGCCGCACCGAAUCUACCUACGAAAUGUUUACAAUGUUAUCGUGGCUGGGGAUGCUGUUAUAACGACCAACGACUCACGAAAGUUGUUACUGGCCUCGACAUGGGAUGGUGGUAUCUAUCAUAUGGAGCUAAAUGGUACUGACAAACAGCUCGUACAUGCAGUUAAAGGCAAACAUCUCACCAUCACCUGGGAUAAGGAAUGUCGGCGCAUAUUCUAUGCGUAUAGGGAUGCGGAAUUCACAAUUCAAGUGGUUGACAUAACUGGAGAAAAUCAUCGAAUCUUGAUCACCCAUGCCCGCCUCCAAAUCGAGGGACUGGCCUACUAUGACGGCUACGUGUACUGGACUAACAGUAACACAAACGUGCGGGACUACGGUACAGGAAUUGGAAAGAUAUCGUCUGAGGCCAACAAUACCCAAUAUUAUGAGUUCUACCCUCAGUCCUGGAGUGGGUAUGAGAUCAUUGCUCGUGGUGGUAAGUGA